Grus americana (Whooping crane) is the source of this 1767-nucleotide messenger RNA. It is a transcript of the gene SLC18A1, whose product is annotated as solute carrier family 18 member A1. Gene Ontology annotation, cellular component: synaptic vesicle membrane; terminal bouton. The transcript is spliced from 16 exons. Gene Ontology annotation, biological process: xenobiotic transport; transmembrane transport; aminergic neurotransmitter loading into synaptic vesicle. Bases 187 to 1761 code for a protein of 524 amino acids. The record is from RefSeq and is a predicted model, not a curated record. Gene Ontology annotation, molecular function: xenobiotic transmembrane transporter activity; serotonin:sodium:chloride symporter activity. Lineage: Eukaryota; Metazoa; Chordata; Aves; Gruiformes; Gruidae.
CGCUCAUAUCCUCUUCUGAUAAAAGGUGACCAUAAAUCCUGCGGGAGCGGCGGCUGCAGACCACUCCACCUCCCGCAGCAGCAGCCGGCUCCUCGCACCAAGAUUGGCUCCAGGGUUAUAGGAGACCUUCAGUCCUGAGGAGCAGGAGCCAGCUGGACCCAAGCUGUGAGCUCCAGGCUCUCGGCCAUGUCCCCGGCCGCCCCACGCGUACCCUGGCGCUGGCUGGCAACGGGCAGGGUGUCGCGGAGGCUGGUGCUGGUGGUGGUGUUCGUCGCGCUGCUGCUGGACAACAUGCUGCUGACGGUCGUGGUACCGAUCGUCCCCACCUUCCUUUAUAUAACAGAGUACGAAGGCGCCAACAGAUCUCUUGCCCCAGCCCAGACUGAGCCAGCUCCACCAGCCUUGAAGGCUCCUCCUUUCUCCUCCGUGUUCUCCUACUUUGAUAACACCACGCUGACUGUCUCGGGCUCCACCAGUGCCACGGAGCUGGUGAACGGGACGGAGAGCAGCCGCCCGCUGCAGCCCCCCGCCAGCAGCCCCCCAUCACCCAGCGGCUGCCCGGAGGGCAAGGAGUUCCUCGCCAAGGAAAACAUCCGCGUAGGGCUGCUGUUUGCCUCCAAGGCUCUCGUACAGCUGGUGGUCAACCCCUCCGUAGGUCUCCUGACCAACAGGAUAGGAUACCACAUCCCCAUGUUCAUCGGAUUCAUCAUCAUGUUCCUCUCCACAGUCAUGUUUGCUUUCUCAGGCACCUACACCUUGCUGUUCAUCGCCCGAGCUCUCCAGGGCAUUGGGUCGUCGUUCUCAUCAGUUGCAGGCUUGGGCAUGCUGGCCAGCGUGUACACAGACGACUUCGAGAGGGGCAACGCGAUGGGGAUCGCUCUCGGAGGCUUGGCCUUGGGUGUGCUGAUCGGGGCACCCUUUGGGAGUGUGAUGUACGAAUUCGUGGGGAAAUCGUCUCCCUUCCUGGUCCUGGCGUUCCUCGCCCUCUUGGAUGGAGCUUUGCAACUCUGCAUACUGCAGCCCUCCAAGAUCUCCCCGGAGAGCACCCGGGGCACGCCGGUGUUCACCCUGCUGCGAGACCCCUACAUCCUGGUCGCUGCAGGAGCCCUCUGCUUCUCCAACAUGGGGGUGGCCAUGCUCGAGCCCACCUUGCCCAUCUGGAUGAUGCAAACCAUGUGCUCCCCGAAAUGGCAGCUGGGGAUGGCGUUCCUCCCGGCCAGUAUAUCCUACCUCAUCGGCACCAAUCUCUUCGGGAUUCUGGCUAACAAAAUGGGCCGGUGGCUGUGCUCCCUGAUCGGCAUGGCCGUGGUGGGAAUUAGUCUCCUUUGUGUACCUCUAGCCAAAAAUAUUUACGGGCUGAUCGGCCCAAACGGCGGGCUCGGCUUUGCCAUAGGAAUGGUGGACUCCUCGAUGAUGCCGAUCAUGGGUUACCUUGUGGACCUUCGCCACACCUCUGUCUACGGCACGGUCUACGCCAUAGCUGAUGUCGCCUUCUGCAUGGGCUUUGCCAUCGGUCCAUCCACAGGCGGUGCGAUUGUCCGAGCUGUUGGGUUUCCCUGGCUGAUGGUCAUCAUUGGAGUUAUCAACAUUGCUUACGCUCCUCUCUGUUGGUACCUGCGCAACCCUCCCGCUAAAGAGGAGAAGAUUGCAAUCUUAAGCCAGGAAUGCCCCAUGCAAACCAAAAGCUACACCACUCAGAAAACGCUGCGAGAGUUCCCUCUUGCAGAUGACAGCGACGUGGAGGCAGAAAAUGUGGAAUAGCAAGUG